This is a messenger RNA of Sander lucioperca (pikeperch), 4195 nucleotides long. RefSeq names its product cytohesin-2 (gene cyth2). The transcript is spliced from 12 exons. The record is from RefSeq and is a predicted model, not a curated record. Gene Ontology annotation, molecular function: guanyl-nucleotide exchange factor activity. Bases 138 to 1388 code for a protein of 416 amino acids. Gene Ontology annotation, biological process: regulation of ARF protein signal transduction. NCBI's taxonomy places the organism in Eukaryota, Metazoa, Chordata, Actinopteri, Perciformes, Percidae.
GAAAGUCAGACACCGCUUCCGGUGUCGCCACCUUCUUUGUCUCCGGCCCAACAUUUCGACACCAGGGGUUGUCUAUUUUUUUUCCCUUUAGGUUUGAGGAUAUAUAUACACAUAUAUCCCUAGUUUUCUGAUAUUGAAUGACAGUCGACUCUGAAAUAUUUAUGCCUAAAAAUAAAGCGCCAAAAAUGGAUGACCUGGACUACAUCCCAGUAGACCUGAGCCCAGAGGAGCGCUCUGAGCUGGAGGACAUCCGCAGGAGGAAGGGCGUCCUGCUGCAGGAGAUCCAGAGGCUCAGAGAGGAAUUAAGAGAGGCAAUUUUGGAGGUGGAGGGACUGGAGACGAGCACAGAGGGCAGUAAAACUCUCCAGAAAAGUAGGCAUGUGGCAAUGGGAAGGAAGAAAUUCAACAUGGACCCCAAAAAGGGCAUUGUGUUUCUGGUGGAAAAUGAGCUGCUCAGACACACUUCAGAGGACAUUGCUCAGUUCCUCUAUAAAGGAGAGGGCCUCAACAAGACUGCUAUUGGAGAUUACCUUGGAGAAAGGGACGACUUCAACAUCAAAGUUCUUCAGGCUUUCGUUGACCUCCAUGAGUUUACUGAUCUCAACCUUGUCCAGGCCCUCAGACAAUUCCUGUGGAGUUUCCGUUUGCCUGGUGAAGCCCAGAAGAUUGACAGAAUGAUGGAGGCCUUUGCUCAGAGAUACUGCCACUGCAACCCCGGCGUCUUCCAGAGCACUGACACAUGUUACGUGCUGUCAUUUGCCAUCAUAAUGCUGAACACAAGCCUCCACAACCCAAAUGUGAGGGACAAACCUGGUUUUGACCGUUUCAUCUCGAUGAACCGAGGCAUCAACGAGGGAGGAGACCUGCCCGAGGACCUGCUCAGAAAUCUCUACGAUAGCAUUAAAAAUGAGCCCUUCAAGAUCCCAGAGGACGACGGCAACGACCUGACACACACCUUCUUCAACCCGGACAGAGAGGGCUGGCUUCUCAAACUUGGGGGACGAGUGAAAACCUGGAAACGGCGAUGGUUUAUUCUCACAGACAACUGCCUUUAUUACUUCGAAUACACCACAGAUAAGGAACCACGAGGUAUCAUUCCCUUAGAAAACCUUAGCAUCCGUGAGGUAGAAGACCCCAGAAAACCUAACUGCUUUGAGCUGUACAUCCCCAACAACCGUGGUCAGCUGAUUAAAGCGUGUAAGACGGAGGCUGAUGGGAGAGUAGUGGAAGGAAACCACAUGGUGUACCGCAUCUCCGCCCCCACACCUGAGGAGAAGGACGAAUGGAUCCACAGCAUCAAAUCUGCUGUCAGUGUUGACCCCUUCUACGAAAUGCUCGCUGCCAGGAAGAAACGUAUAUCGCUGAAGAAGAAGGAGGAACAACCGUAGAGUAUUCCCUUCAUUCUCUCCCUGUGGCUGUCUUCCUUUGUCCUUCUCAUCCCUCCUUCCAACACUGGACAGACGUUCCAUCUUUGCUCCCUACUACCUGUUCAUAAGUUUUGUCUCCCCUCUUUCCCCCUGUUCCCCAAACGCAUCCUCUGCCUGAUAUGAGGACUCUUGCUAUCCUGUCUACCAGACUCUUGAAAGCCACAUUCAGAAUGAACCGCUCACCCACUGUCGCUGCCUCUUGUUAUCUUGGUUCUUACACUGCUGUUAUACACAACCUGACGCACUACAACCAGAGCACACCGUCUGUCCCAUGUUCUCACCACAUUCCUCUCUCCUUCAGCACUUAAUUAAGUGAACUGUGAAAUGUGUCUUAGACCAUAUCUACACUGAAGUUGGUGAUUUUCAAAAACACAUUUUUCCUGUUUUGGCCCUUCAACUACAUUUAGCCAACUUCUCAAAACUGAAGCACCCGAAUAUGGAAAAUGUGUGAAAAAUUGUUGUGAUCUCAGACGUCUGUGCGCCUUAAUUCAUUUUUGAGAAUCUUCCUUCCUUUCUCAUUCUUGCUCUGUAAACCACAAACAAAUCUUUAAAAUCAGUUGCUCAGCAGAAAUACGUAAGGCUGCGGGCUGAAGCAGCUUGUGCAUGCAUAAUAGAAGACAUUUAAUUUUUCUCUAUAUGUACGCCGGCCGGCCUUUUAGGCUACUAUCUGAAAAUGCUAGUGUGGACCGAAAUCUUCUACAUAUCUUUUUGACAUCUAUCUGCAUUAGUGUGAAUAUGGUCUUAUUUAGGGUAGCAAGCAGCUUCAGUUUGCGUGAAGUCAAAAAAAAUGUGAAUUCACUAUUCAAACACUAACAAGAUUUAUUUUCAGUUAACGUUGGUCAGGGAGGAAUCAGUUAAAGUCAAAGCUGCAAAUGAUUUCAGAUUACUGAGAUGUGCCCAUUGCUUCAUAUAGUACUCUAAUGGCUUUAACACACAUUACUUCUGUCUACACUUAGAUACUGUCAUCGUUAUGUGAGGAAAAUGGCGCUACGCGUUACUGUUCGCCAAGUAACUGUUGAUCUUCAAAUACGGUCGGGUGUUGGAGGCAGAAAGGUUGCUUUACUUGCAUAAUUAAUGAAGACCCAUAUGGGCCGUUUCUCUCCGUCCAGAUGGCUGCUUGUUUCAUCUCACUGAGACAAUAUAUAUGUUCUUUAGUCUUCAGACUGUAGGCUUGUCUUCAAAUUCUUUAUAACACUAUAUUGAGCAAUGAUCAUCAUGUCCUCUCCGAUGUAAUGUUCUAGCAUGCCACAAAUCAUUUCCUUCUUGCUCAACACUACAAGACGAACAUUGACGUCUCUCUCACAAGUAUUAACGCUGUCAGACAUUUAACUGUUAGAGCCUGGUCUGCUCGCUAUAUAUAGUGAGUUUCAAGAAAUCACAAAGGCAGCUCAUUACAAUGUAUACUUUUGUAAAUAGAUUUUAGCUUAUUUGUUUAUGAUACACAUAGAAAUGAUUUAAUUUAUUCUUUAUCUUUUGUUAAAAUCUGAUUUUUGUACGAGCUACUGUAGGGCUGCAUGUUGAUAAACUGAGGGCGUCAGUCGUAGGUACUGAUGCUUUCCUGAUCAUAUUAGUGCACUGAUUUGAAAAGUGUUAGUGUUCCCUGUUGACAUUGAAAAAUAGCAUUUAAUAUUAAAGUUGAUUUAUGCAUAGGGUAAAUUGUCUUAAUCAUAGUUUCUUUGGAAAAAAUGAAGAUAUUUAGUUACUAGUUUGGCUUAUCUCUUGACCACACUGUUGGUUUCUGGAGUAAAACAGACUCGGUAAAGCACAAGCAGUAAUGAGUCUCACACUCUUUUAUUUUCAUUGGCUGCCCAGUGUCCACCUGAAGUGUGAGGAAGCUGACAUUGUCUAUCCUACCACAGUGAUAGAGAUGAAGAGACAACAAAACAAGGAACACUAACAAAGCUUUGAUUCAUUAUAUAAUAGUAAAAUUAUUGAGAUGUAAUGAAUCAGUAACAAGUUUAGAUUUGUGUCCAGUGAUAGAUUUGCUUGACAUCCAGUUCAUGAACAUAUUACUAGUAGUUUAUUGAAUUGGCAUUUUUUUAGCUGGUAGUAAAAAUGAAUUGUCUACUGCACUUUAUCAAUUUUAGCAUUUUGGAGAAAAUGCUGUUACUUUGACUGACAAUAGUCCAAUACUAUGUAGCACCCUCUACUGGUGAUCUCACAAACUGCAAUAUGCUGAAGGGUGAACCAUGAACUGUGUAGAUGUACUGUAUAAUGCCGCCACCUGGUCAGUGCCAGCUACAGCAGUUUCUGACCAACAUGUUCUGUAUUUGUUCACCUGAUAAAGAUCAUGUUGUUUGAAGCUGAAUGGGGUCUUUUCUCUGUGAUCAGAACAUGCAGACCUUGUUUUAAAGACACAGCAAGUGGUCGGUACUUAAAAUACAGAUCUAGGAUUAACUUUUACUCUUCUUCAUCAAACUGACAAAGGCCUAACUUUAUACCUCCAUGGUAGUGCGUCUAUACAACACAUGGACUGUCUGUAGGCCUUCACUUUCUGGGUAUUCUUGAAGUGCAAAGUUGCCAAAAACUGUUGGGACAACAGAUGUUUCCAUUAAAACAAAAGAAUGAACACUGAAACAAUGCUACUGAAGCUGGGCCUCUGUUUCUGAUUCCACUUCUUUCAGAAAAUGUGUUUAUUUUGUAUUUAUUUAUUUUUGUUUACUGUGAGGUGAAGAUGGAUAGAUCAUCUGUAAAUGUAGCAAAAAGAAAACCACGAUACAUUGGUACCAGUAAACUACUGUGUAACAAUAAAAGGUAAACGGAUGAUA